Selaginella moellendorffii is the source of this 705-nucleotide messenger RNA. Its product is annotated as dof zinc finger protein DOF3.1-like. The transcript has a single exon. Bases 1 to 705 code for a protein of 234 amino acids. Gene Ontology annotation, molecular function: DNA binding; DNA-binding transcription factor activity. Gene Ontology annotation, biological process: regulation of DNA-templated transcription. The record is from RefSeq and is a predicted model, not a curated record. NCBI's taxonomy places the organism in Eukaryota, Viridiplantae, Streptophyta, Lycopodiopsida, Selaginellales, Selaginellaceae.
AUGGCGAAGAAAAGUGGCUCAGGUAAUGGUGCGGUAGUGGUGAAGAAGCGGCGCGCGAGAAACGAGAGGGCUUGCCAGCUCACGGCACAGCAAGUGAGGGAGCAAAACUUGGACAAGAUGUGGGAGCCUCACGAGCUUCCGGACAACGUGUACCAGUGCCCACGCUGCCAAUCUUACAACACGCGGUUUGAUUACUACAACAACGAGAAGCGUGACCAGCCGCGCUUCGCUUGUAGGGCAUGCAAGAAACAGUGGACCCAGGGCGGCAAGAUAAGGGCGGCAUCCAGUGGUGGACGUAAAAGGAAAGGCAAAGCUUCGAGCAGCAGCAGCGAUGGAGGAGGCAGCAUGGAUAAGAAGAGAGCCGAGCAGAGUCUGGUGGGCAAAUUCGCUGGAGAACCAUCUCAAACUCCGUGGCAACUAGAUGGUGAAGAUAUGCAAACGAUUUGCUACUGGGGGCAACCUCAAGAGCUUGGUGGUAAUACUAGUGCGCCAGUAGUUGGCGGAGACGAGCAAAACAACUUCUGGUUGCAACCUGGUGGUGGCGGAGACAACUUCUGGAGGCAACCUCAAGAGAUUGGUGGUGCGCUGCAAGUUGGCGGAGAUGUGCAAAAAAACUUGGAGCAGCUUGGUGGUGAUUCGACUGUGCACGGAUAUGUGGAAGACAACUUCUGGGACAACUUCAAGAGUUUGAUGACGUCGAUAUAG